CCUGCCCGGUGCCUCUACAUGUCAUUCUACUUGGAGAGACUGCUGUGACUUCAUGUGAUGUCAGCAAAGUGUAAAAAGACACCGAAUCCCACGCUGCUGAAGAAGCUUUGCUCGGAAAAUGUGACAGGGUGUGAGCAGUGCAGCCCCUCUCCAUGCUCCUGCUAGAGAGAAGAGCCGUGUGACUUCCAGUCCAGAAGAGCAAGAAGUCACCAGCCAUGGCCAGCUCGGCUACCCUGGAGCCAGUCAUGCCCACCUGCCAAUGGCUAGAAGGGAGGACCGGGGCGUCCAGCACCCCCAAGACCCUGGCCUUCUCCAUAGAGAGGAUCAUGGCCAAGUCCUCGGAGCCCAGACCUGCCUUCUUCGAGCAGAGCCGGGCGCUGGCGGACGCAGCCGACGCCAAGAAGCUGCUGAACCUGUGCUCCCCCAUCCCAUGCAUGAUCCCGGUGCAGUCCCUGGGCUACGACGUCCAUUCCAAGACCCUGCUGAACUACUCCGAGAUCUGGAAGAGCACUUUGAGGGCUCCUGUGUGCGGCUCCCCCGGCUUGUGCAAGCCCAACUGUGCCAUGUGCUGCAAAAGCGACUUGAACCUGCAUGGGCACUCGGUGGUGCCAAGCAGCAGGGUGAUCAAACCUCAGGUGAUCAACCAGACGGUGGGCAUGCCAGGGACUAACGCCCCCCUCUACUACUUCAACUACCUGGACUCUACCUACAGCCCCUCUGACCUCCUGAGCGGACAGUUCAUCCCUUCCAGCGUUCUAAACGCUCAGUCCCAGGCGUCGCUCAGCGCUCACCACAAACUCUACCUGCUGGAAAACGCCAAACUCUCCGGACUGUCCCCAGAAAAGUUCCCCAUUGCCCAGUACCCGCACAAGGAGAGGCUGCCCGGGCAGCUGGACCAGGUGAUGAAGGAGAACACGGCGCUGGCUGUGGACAGGAACCCUAAAAGCCACACCAAACUUGGUGCCAACCCUUUAGAUGGCAAGCCCAAAAUCUUCACCUGUGAAGUGUGUGGCAAGGUCUUUAACGCCCAUUACAACCUCACCAGGCAUAUGCCAGUACACACCGGGGCCAGGCCGUUCGUGUGCAAAGUUUGUGGCAAGGGAUUCAGACAGGCCAGCACCCUGUCGUUCGUGUGCGAAUUCUGCGGCAAGGGAUUUCACCAAAAAGGGAAUUACAAAAAUCACAAGCUGACCCACAGCGGAGAAAAGCAAUACAAAUGCACCAUCUGCAACAAGGCUUUUCAUCAGAUCUACAAUUUAACGUUUCACAUGCACACGCACAAUGACAAGAAACCUUUCACUUGUGGGACCUGUGGAAAGGGGUUCUGUAGGAAUUUUGACUUAAAGAAACACGUGAGAAAACUUCAUGACAAUGUUUCCACAGCUUGCUCUCUGAAAGACAUGUCCAGGACUGCGGUUCAGAGCUAAAGAACUAUAAAA
Molecule: messenger RNA, 1439 nt
Organism: Nanorana parkeri
Lineage: Eukaryota; Metazoa; Chordata; Amphibia; Anura; Dicroglossidae
Gene: FEZF2
Product: FEZ family zinc finger 2
Exons: 5
Coding region: 216-1427 (403 amino acids)
Biological process (GO): regulation of transcription by RNA polymerase II
Cellular component (GO): nucleus
Molecular function (GO): DNA-binding transcription factor activity, RNA polymerase II-specific; RNA polymerase II cis-regulatory region sequence-specific DNA binding
Source: RefSeq, a predicted model, not a curated record